GUCAAUUAAAGUAGUGGAUUUGUGAAGACCCCAAAAUGGCAACGACCAGCCAAGCUGGGGGUCCUGGAACAAUGGCACUGUUUAUUCUGUGUGCAUUGUUGCUGAAUGCUCCACCAAUCCAAGCAGCAACAAAAGGGGUGACUGCCAGCUUAAAUGCUAAGUGGCCAGCCACACCGCUUCUGCUGGAGACCAGUGAGUUCAUUGCAGAAGACAGUGAUGAAAAGUUCUGGCAGUUUGUGGACACUGUAAGAGAAUUGACAAUAUAUAGGAAAGCUGAUUCAGGGAGUUCUUACUACAGCUUGUUACUGAAGAAAGCUGCCCAAUUUGUAACAGAUCUUCAGAUUAAUCUGUUGAAGUUUGCUCUUGCUUUGAGAGUGUAUUCUCCAGCUGUGCAGAUGUUCCAGCAGAUUGCAGCUGAUGAACCACCACCUGAAGGUUGCAGUGCCUUUGUGGCCAUCCAUGGGAAACACACCUGCAGUGCUAAUGAGGUCAAGAAACUCCUGAAGAAGGCGGCCAGCAGACCCAAGCCAUAUUUGUACAAGAGUGACCAUACAUUUCCUGGGAUUAAUGGGGGAGAUCCCCCAGUUGUCAUCCUUUACGCUGAGCUUGGUACAAACUCAUUUAAUAACUUCCACAAGGUGUUGUCUGAGAAAGCUGAGAAUGGAGAAAUUGUCUAUGUGUUGCGCCACUUUGUUGCAUCUUCCAGUUCGGGUAAAAUGCAUUUGUCAGGAUACGGCGUUGAGCUUGCUAUUAAAAGUACAGAGUAUAGAGCUGUGGAUGACACCCAAGUGAAAGAUACAAACACGACUGUGCUUGAGGAUGGUGAAGAUGGUGAUGAAGUCCAAGGUUUUCUUUUUGAGAAUUUAAAGAAAGUGCAUCCCGAUAUGAAAGAAGAGCUUGGAGAGCUCAGAAAGCACCUCAUUGAAAGUACUAAUGACAUGGCCCCCCUGAAGGUCUGGGAACUUCAAGACCUUAGCUUCCAGGCCGCAGCUCGGAUUACCUCAGCCCCAAAAUAUGAUGCUAUGAAGUUAAUGAGAGAUAUAAGUCAAAAUUUUCCUACAAAAGCCAGAUCACUGACAAAAACUGUCGUAAACCAGGAAAUGAGAAAAGAAAUUGAGGAAAAUCAAAAGCACCUCACAGAAAGUUUGGGAAUUAACCCUGGUGAUUCUGCUUUAUUCAUUAAUGGACUUCAGAUUGAUUUAGACACUCAGAAUGCAUUCAGUGUUCUAGAUAUUAUACGGGGCGAAGGUAAGACCAUGGAGGGUCUUCAUGACCUUGGUAUCAAGAACAAUGAUCUGAGUAAACUGCUGAGGCUUGCUGUUCAUCCACCGGAGGAUAGCUUUGCUCUGGACAUUCGCCAUCCCGCAGUCAUGUGGGUCAAUGAUAUUGAAACAGACCACUUGUACCAGUCCUGGCCUUCUAGUUGUCAGGAGCUUCUAAGGCAGACUUUUCCAGGUGUAAUACGCCAAAUCAGACGAAACUUUUUCAGUUUGGUGUUGUUCAUCCAUCCUGCUCAAGAAGAAACAGUUGAACUAGUUAAACUAGCUGAACUUUUCUACCAGCACAGGAUUCCUCUCAGGAUUGGGUUUGUAUUCGUUGUCAACACUGAUGAGAAAUGUGAUGGUAACAAGGACGCUGGUGUUGCCCUGUUUAGAGCCUUGAACUACAUAGCAGAGGAGUAUGACUUUGCACAGGCAUUUUCUUCCAUGGUUUCUAUAUACAAUAAAGUGAAGAGUGGAGAUGUGUUGACUGUGGACAGAGUGGUUGGGUUUCUGAAGAAGAAGUACCCUCGUGCUGAUGCUUUGAGAAUCAUUGGCUUGGAUUCCCAAUAUGAUGACAAAAGGAAGGCAGGUGGAAUUUUCUACAGGAAGAGUGGGCUGGGUGCUCUCCCACAGGCCUUGUUCAAUGGAGUUCCAUUCAGCAGUGAAGAAAUGGACCCUGAGGAGCUGGAGACCGUUCUUCUCCAACGCAUCGUGGAGGCCACAGGCUUCUUGCAGAGAUCCGUCUUCAUGGGUCAGUUGACUGAUGAAACAGAUGUGGUGGAGUAUCUUAUGGACCAGCCCAAUGUGGUUCCUCGUAUUAAUGCGCUGAUUCUGAGUUUAAGAAGGCGAUACCUGGAUCUCACUGCAAAACCAGCUAUACAAGACUGGUAUGACACUUCCACUUUCUCCUUCCUUGAUUCCAUAGACAAGACUGCUGUUAUUGCAGCAAACAUGAAAUACCUCACGAAGAACGAUGAGGAUAUAAUUUAUGCGGGGAGCAUCUGGAUUAUUGCUGAUUUUGACAUGCCGUCUGGGAGAAGACUGCUGUCUAAUGCAUUGAAACACAUGAAAAGCAGCAGCAACACUCGUAUCGGGGUGGUGAGUAACCCAGCCGCCAAACCCACAGAAGAGAACACUGUGAUUGCAAGGGCUAUUAUGGCAGCUAUCCUCACACAGAAAAAAAAGGAGGCGUUUCAUUUCGUAAUGAAACUCAUCAAGGAAGAAAGCGUACAAGCACUUGCACAAGGAACUAAAAUGAAGGAUUUAGUCAUCCAGGGGAUGGAUAACGAUGGCUUUGAGAAGAAGCACAACACACUGGGAGUGGAUUUCAUCCGUACCCAACAGUUGUUCUGCCAAGACGUUGUCAAGCUGCAGCCUGGUCAGAUGGCUGUUGUGAUCAAUGGACGGAUUUUGGGACCGUUUGAUGAAAAUGAAGAAUUUCAUGCAGAAGAUUUUCAUUUGUUGGAAAAGAUAACUUUUAGCAGUUCCACAGAGAAGAUCAAAGUUAAAGUCAAGCAGAUGGGAAUGAAGGCAAAACAGGCCAGUGAUUUGGUUAUGAAAGUGGAUGCACUCUUGACAUCAGCCCCCAAGGGAGAAACCAGGAGAGAUGUCAGGUUUAUUAAAGAUGAACUGAGUGUAGUACAGCUACCACCUCGAGAAGAUGAAGUUUACUAUGAUGUUGUAGCGGUUGUGGAUCCACUCACCAGGGAGGCCCAGAAAGUGGCGCCUUUAUUGAUCGUACUUGGCCAAGUUAUCAAUAUGAAGCUGCGGGUGUUUAUGAACUGCAAGCCCAAGCUUUCGGAGAGGCCUCUGAAGAGCUUUUAUCGCUAUGUUUUGGAGCCUGAUGUGACAUUUUUGGCCAACAACACCCUGUCUCCAGGGCCUGUGGCAAAGUUUCUAGAAAUGCCUGAAUCUCCUCUUCUCACGCUCAACAUGAUCACACCAGAGAGCUGGCUGGUGGAAGCUGUGCAAAGCUCACAUGACCUUGAUAACAUCCACCUGCAGGAGAUUGACAGCAUUGUGAAAGCAGAAUACGAACUGGAGUACCUGCUGCUUGAAGGGCAUUGCUUCGAUGUGACAACUGGGCAGCCUCCCCGUGGGUUACAGUUUACUCUGGGAGUAAAAAUGGCCCCCCUUAUACAAGACACCAUAGUGAUGGCCAAUCUGGGCUAUUUUCAAUUAAAAGCAAAUCCUGGUGCCUGGAGCUUAAGGUUACGUAAAGGAAGAUCAGAAGAUAUCUAUCAGAUAUUUGCUCAUGAUGGCACAGAUUCACCUGCUGAUUCUGACAAUGUCAUUGUUGUGUUGAAUAGUUUCCACAGCAAAAUCAUCAAUGUAAAGGUGCAGAAAAGGGCAGAUAAAAUAAACGAAGAUCUGCUCAGUGAUGGAACAGAGGACAAAGGACUAUGGGAAUCAAUUACAAGCUUGUGGAAGUCUAUGAAGGAAAGUUUCACAGGAGGAUCUCCUUCGGAUGAUGCCAAAAAGGAGAAAGCGGAUAUUCUGAACAUAUUCUCAGUUGCAUCGGGACAUUUGUAUGAGCGCUUUUUAAGAAUAAUGAUGCUUUCAGUUUUGCGACACACCAAAACGCCCGUCAAGUUUUGGUUCCUGAAAAACUACCUGUCGCCAAUGUUUAAGGAAUCGAUUCCACACAUGGCCAAAGCAUAUGACUUUCAGUAUGAGUUAGUGCAGUAUAAGUGGCCUCGCUGGCUCCACCAGCAGACCGAGAAACAGAGGAUCAUCUGGGGACACAAGAUCCUGUUUUUAGAUGUGCUGUUCCCUCUGGCUGUGGAUAAAAUCAUCUUUGUGGAUGCUGAUCAGAUUGUGAGGGCUGAUUUGAAGGAGCUGAGGGACCUGGAUCUGAAGGGCGCCCCAUACGGUUACACCCCAUUCUGUGACAGUCGCAAGGAAAUGGACGGGUACCGCUUCUGGAAGUCAGGAUACUGGGCGUCUCAUUUAGCAAACCGGAAGUAUCACAUCAGUGCCUUGUACGUCGUUGACCUAAAGAAGUUCAGAAAGAUUGCUGCUGGAGACAGGCUCAGGGGUCAGUAUCAGGCACUCAGUCAGGACCCAAACAGCCUGUCUAAUCUGGAUCAGGACCUACCCAAUAACAUGAUCCACCAGGUGGCCAUCAAGUCUCUUCCACAGGAGUGGCUGUGGUGUGAAACCUGGUGUGAUGACCACUCCAAGAAGACUGCUAAAACUAUUGAUCUGUGCAAUAAUCCAAAGACGAAAGAGCCCAAACUGAAGGCGGCUAUGAGGAUAGUGCCAGAAUGGGUGGAGUAUGAUAAUGAAAUAAAGCACUUGCUGAAGCAGCUUGAAGAACAGAAAAAUAUACAGGUCAACCGGCACGCAAAGUCAAAAGCUAACAAAGGUGUCCAACGUGAUGAACUUUAGCAUUUGUUCUUAGAGUAUGGAAGAACUGGAGCCAGCCUUUCUACAACGCUUGAAGAUUUCCUCAGUGUACAGAUAUAAAGUAUCCGGAGACGAUCCUGGUUACAGAAUACUGACAAAAGACAUGUUUAUACAAUUUUCUGAAUGAGUAUAUUGUAGGUUGAGCAAUACAUACUUUAGAAGUAGUUUAAUUGUGUAUUAUUCCGGCCACAAUGUGACCACUGACUGCUUUUAUACUGUACGUGCUUUGAAAGACACUGUUUUGUUUUUACAGAUGGCAAGUAGUUUACAUGUUUGCACUGAUGUAAGUAGCAGUUCAUUGCACCUGAAUUCCUGAUAGCAUUUCUGUUAACAACAACAGCAUGUUUUUUCUUAAUGAAAGAAAGCAGCACUCAUGAGGAUCCAGCUCAAUUUGUAGUUUUUUUUGUUUGUUUGUAAACAGCAGGUAACAAACAAGAUUAUAUAUACAAGAAAAUACAGCACACAAGAAAUACAGAAAUAUUACAACCAGAUCAUAAAUAGGAGCAAUAAAGUGAUGUUUGUAGUCUUGCAUAUCAAUGGAUACUAUUAAAAAUGCAAUAUUUAUGUUCCAGUUUCUGUAUUGUAACAGAUACCAAAGACAACAUAUGCUUGUUAAGAAGUGUUUUUGAGUUUCAGAUUAACUUUCCUGGAAAAAAAAAUAAAGCAGAUCUGGCAGAUUAUAUGCAUAACCACCUGCUGCUUCAGGUAGAAACGGAAGCCUGUCUUUUUAGUUCACAACAUGGCAAAAAGGCUUUAGGGAGAGAGGGAGAGCCUACCUUUAGAGAAUGCCAAAGGUCUGUUCCAGGUUCUUAUUAAGUAGAAUAUACAGUAGGAAAACACAACGAGAAAAUGUAGUAAGCAUUCACCAGGGAGCAUAUAUGAGUAUAAAAUGUAAUGUGAUUCUAGUGCACCAAGGAAAGAAAAAUAUGACUUUAAAAGUUUGACUGUUGACUGGUUUAUGUAGUGCUCUUUAGUGUUAGUGAAGAUCUAUAGGUCUGUUGUCUGUACAGAGAGCAGGUCAUUUGACUUAAUCCCACUGGCUGACAUUGAGCUGAAGUCCUUCAGAAUAUGUUUUAAUUUUUUCUCUUGUUCAGCGCAACUUUUUGUGAAAGGUGCUAUAUAAAAAAUAAAGAUUGAUUGAUUGAAUAUUACUAAAAAUAACUUGUUGGACCAAUGAGUUCUGACCUUGUGUACGUGCUCUGGGUUCAAACUUAGCACAGCAGUCUUUAGCUUGUCAUUUCAGUUACACCUAGCUUCUCUAUAUUCACAAUAAUGCGAACAAUGUUAUUACAACUGCAGAAUUCUUCAGUUCUGUCUGUUUCUUGGACUGUACUCUUUUGAACUGGCCUUACUGGCUAUUGUGAUUCUCAUCCCAAGUUGGUCUUUCCUUUAUCACGAUCUCCAUCGAUCCAUCCAUUACCAUUAACCGCUUACUCCUUUACAGGGUCGCGGUGAGCCGGUGCCUAACCCGGCAUACACAGGGUGCAAGGCGAGACUACACCCUGGACGGGACGCCAGUCCAUCGCAGGGCACCACACACACACACUCAUACAGAGGGCAAUUUAGAGUGACCAAUCAACCUGAACAGCAUGUCUUUGGACUGUGGGAGAAAACCCACGCGAACACGGGGAGAACAUGCAAACUCCACACAGACAGUACCGUAGGCCAGAUUCGAACCUAGGACCCUGGCGCUGUGAGGCAGCAGCGCUAACCACUACGCCACCGUUAUCACAAUCUAAUAAAUGAAAUGUACAUGCAGUGCCUGUAGAAUAUUUCUAUUAAGCUUGUCACUGAUUUUGGUGUCUGUAAAGAUGCCUCAAAGAAAAAGGUGUGCUGUUGCUUCAGGGCACAACUCCAAAAUGAAUUGGAAUUACAGAAGAUUAUGAGCUGUCAUGUUUUAGGAAUGACAAGGCUGUUUUACUUCAGCACUCUUGAAUGAAAAUGAAAAUUCCAGUGUGCUGUCAGUUUCAUUUCGGGAGAGUGUCGCUAUGCAUGUGUCUUUCGUUAUACCAGAUCAUGGUUUUUCUCUUUUUUUCAAGUUUAAAGCUACAUGUUUUAAUUGCUCGUCUCACAGCACACCUGUGAUUGUGAAGUACCCUUUUACACGACUGGUUGAUGAUGCUUCCAACAUGUAGUUUAUUCAUUUGAGCAUCAUGGGAGGAAAUAUUUUGUUGGAUUCAAUAUAUUGUGAAUUCUCAGUAUUCAUAGGGGUCUUAGGAGCAAUCUCAGUGAAAAUAAGAUUGUAGAACAGAUUUUAAGCAUCUAUAGUACCUUUUCAACAUACUGUGAAUAUACCUACAUUUUUUUUUAAAAUAUAUCUUCACAACCGCUACUUUAAAACUUACUAUCAAAUGCAGUUCGAAAAAAAAUAUUUCACGGUGACCUAAAAACCAUGACGAGGUGAAUGACAAUGGCCUAUCACAGUGUCAAGUGAGGCUGUUAUUGGUCGACUUCACAAGUGCAUAUCAGACCCUGCUUAGUUCAGAUUCGCUUAAGGACAAGAUAAGAGUAUUUCUACUACUAUAUGAUUAUUAAUGUAGACUGAACUUAUUUUAACUGUCCAAGAAACUAGGAAUAAAAGGUAGUGCUCAAAAACUAUUUCCCACAGCCCAAUUCAUACCUCUCCUAUUGUCACUGCCUCUAUGCUUGCUGUCCCAGGUUAGCUAUAUUUACUACAAUGACGGAAUAAUAAUCAUUUUUUAAAUUUCUAUACGCAGACUGACAUUAUAAAGUAUACUCGCAGGAGCAUUAAACCAUUGAUUUUACACACUAAGACUAGAAAGUCAAAAUACAUUGAAAAGUGGUUGUACAAAAGGAGCCAACAUUGAUCAAUAUAACCUUGUUUUGUCACUUUUCUGAUCCUCAGGGAAAUAAAUGUUCAAAUGUAGCCCUCGGCAACAAUCCCUAUUUAUACUUUAUGUAAGCAUAUACUGUAUAUGUAUGUACAUUUAAAUAUUAUCACUUUAAAAAUAAAAAAUAAAUGUAAGAAAAUAAGUA
Messenger RNA from Acipenser ruthenus (sterlet), 7667 nucleotides. RefSeq names its product UDP-glucose glycoprotein glucosyltransferase 2 (gene uggt2). The coding region runs from base 36 to 4652 and encodes 1538 amino acids. NCBI's taxonomy places the organism in Eukaryota, Metazoa, Chordata, Actinopteri, Acipenseriformes, Acipenseridae. The record is from RefSeq and is a predicted model, not a curated record. The transcript has 41 exons. Gene Ontology annotation, molecular function: UDP-glucose:glycoprotein glucosyltransferase activity. Gene Ontology annotation, cellular component: endoplasmic reticulum.